Pleurotus ostreatus (oyster mushroom) is the source of this 771-nucleotide messenger RNA. RefSeq lists its product as uncharacterized. The transcript has 4 exons. The record is from RefSeq and is a predicted model, not a curated record. Bases 1 to 771 code for a protein of 256 amino acids. NCBI's taxonomy places the organism in Eukaryota, Fungi, Basidiomycota, Agaricomycetes, Agaricales, Pleurotaceae.
AUGGCCAACUUGUACACCCAGGCAACCCCACCUGUUGAUCAUCAGCAGCCUCCCGCUUUUCACCAGGUGCCUCAGUACGGUGCACCGUCUCCUUUCCAACCUCCCCCGCCAGGUGCAUUCGUUGGACAGUCUCCUACUGCGUCUUUUGGUCAACCCGGGUUUUCGCAAUACCAAAACCCCUCUGGACAAUACACCUCACCUCCGGCUCCUAUCCAACAGCAACCCCAAUACGCUCAGCAAGUACAACAACCCGCUAUGCAGCAACCCGGUCAACCUCAGCAAUACAUGGGCGAGAAGCCCCCCGCCCAGGCAUACCAGCCGCAAGCCACGCCAGGAAUGAUGGUCGCUCCAGGCGGUGGCGGAAACAGGAAUGCAAAGAACCUGCCCAUGGAUGCGGAUGGUCGUGAAUGGAGUAAUGGUUUAUGUGACUGCUGCUCCGAUGCUGGAACUUGUAUCCUCGCAUGGUGUUGCCCUUGCAUCGUCUACGCACAAAACAAGCAACGUUACGAGCAUCUUGCCCUCAAAGGUAUCCCAGACCCAGAACGAGGUGGUUCGGGCUGCAAUGGCGACUGCUUCGUGCACGGCUGCAUCACAGCCUGCUUCGGUGUCGGCUGGGUUCUCCAGAUCGGAAGCCGUGGCAAUAUUCGCAACAGGUACUCUAUCAAAGGCGGCGGUUGUGGAGAUUGCUUAACAUCCUGCUUCUGCACUCCCUGCGGACUCACUCAAGAAAGCAGGGAGUUGGAGUUGGAAGAAGCUUCCAUCAGAGUAUAA